GGUGAUUUCUUUUCUUUCAGCAGCUCUCCCUCCCGUGUGAAUAUAAAUCUAGAGCAUUAUAAACCUAAGGACCUCACCAAUUAGAAGCUGCAAUUCUUACCACCAACCUACAAUAUCUUUUCUGAUCUGGUUCUCUCCCUUGAAAAGCAGAAUCAUCUUUCAAGUUAUUUUUGCUGCAGAGUUAAACAAAUGGCUGAUAGUAAUUUGAAUAAAAACUCCACAAGGUGCACCAGCUGUUCAUCUACAUCUCCGAAAGACGGACUUUAUUGUGAAGCAUGCAUUUCUCCAGUUUUGGUGGUGGAAAUGUCACAGACAUCAAGUACUGGUAGUACAGAAUUAUUCUUUCCACCAGAUAGAAAAAAAGAAAAAAAUACCAGCAAAGACACUUCUGGAAAAGACUUGCCAUUAGGAACCUCAGUCAUAGAGAGAAAACCAUCCCAACAGCAGUGGGGUCGAGGCAACGUUACCGAAGGAAAAGUUCCUCACAUACGGAUAGAGAAUGCGGCGGCUAUUGAGGAAAUCUAUACUUUUGGAAGAAUAUUGGGACAAGGGAGUUUUGGAAUGGUCUUUGAAGUUACAGACAAGGAAACAGACACUAAGUGGGCAAUUAAAAAAGUAAAUAAAGAAAAGGCUGGAAGCUCUGCUGUGAAGUUACUUGAACGGGAGGUGAACAUCCUAAAAAGUGUAAAGCAUGAGCACAUCAUACAUUUGGAACAAAUAUUUGAGACGCCUAAGAAAAUGUACCUUGUGAUGGAACUUUGUGAGGAUGGAGAACUCAAAGAAAUUUUGGAUAGGAAAAGGCAUUUCUCAGAGAAUGAGACAAGGUGGAUCAUUCAAAGUCUUGCAUCAGCUAUUGCAUAUCUUCACAAUAAGGAUAUAGUACAUAGAGAUCUAAAACUGGAAAACAUAAUGGUUAAGAGCAGCUUUAUUGAUGAUAACAAUGAAAUGAACUUGAAUAUAAAGGUGACUGAUUUUGGCUUAGCAGUACAAAAACAUGGUGGGAGUGAUGCCAUGCUGCAGGCCACAUGUGGAACUCCUAUCUAUAUGGCACCUGAAGUUAUCAAUGCCCACGACUAUAGCCAGCAAUGUGACAUUUGGAGCAUAGGUGUCAUAAUGUACAUUUUAUUAUGUGGAGAACCACCCUUUUUGGCAAACUCAGAAGAGAAGCUUUUUGAGUUAAUAAGAAAGGGAGAACUGCAUUUUGAAGAUCCAAUCUGGGAUUCCAUAAGUGAUGGUGCUAAAAGUGUUUUGAAACAACUUUUGAAAGUAGAUCCGGCUCACAGAAUCACAGCUAAGGAAUUAUUAGAUAACCAAUGGUUAACAGGCAAUACACUUUCUUCAGUGAGACCAACAAAUGUAUUAGAGAUGAUGAAAGAAUGGAAAAAUAACCCAGAAAGUGAUGAGGAAAACAAGAAAGAGGAGAAUAAUCAGUCCAGUCAAGAAAAGUUGGAACAUUACCAACAACACAGAAAAGUCCCUGCUGUCAAUAACACUUCAGAUGAAAAGGAGGAAAAAGCAGCAAAACAACCCACUGCUUAUGAAAAGAAACUGCCUGCAACCAGUAAGAAAACAGAUACAAGUGACUUUGACUCGUGCUGUUCAAGCUCCACAUCUGGCAAACUCCUCCCACCUGAGCUCAAGGGAGAAGUAGAGAAAACUUCUGUGACUCCAAGCCAAGGAGUAGCAACCAAAUCCACUGCUAAAUCCACUACCCUGUUUCGAGCUAAAAAAAAACCGUAAUGUUCCCUCCAGCGCUGAACAAACAGUACCGAAACGAACUGCUCUUUCUAGUGCUACAGGGAGGGGUUAGGAGGGGAAAGGACAGGGCUACACCGAGCUUUCGGCCUUUUGGUCUGCUGAACCCUGCCUUGUGGCUGCACCAGUUUAAAACUGAAGCUAGUUAUCUCCAAAGCAGCAUAAACUGCGCGGAGUAUUAAAGCACAGCCGCCAACAGGCCUGAUGGCCAUGCAGCUAAAAUCAACUCAAGAUGAAGCCAACGGUUGUUUGGGGGGCAGAUGCCCUCAGUGCAAGCUUGUGGCAGUACUGCUCAGUUUUAUUUCAAAGUCUUAUAUUUAGGCACAGUUAUUUAUAUGGGAAAACAAGAGGCCAACUACGGUAAUAGAGGUUCCAAAUAAUUAUGUGCACUUUGCACUAGAAGACUUUGUUAGAAAAUUACCAAUAACCUUGCCAUAGGCGUUAUGGCAGAAGUGCUUCAGUCCUUCACGUGUGUUCUUGUAAUUUUAGGUUGCUAUAGUUGUUUAAAACAACUCUUUUUAAGCAUAGAACAAUAAGACAUUUUGUAACUGCUUACCAUUAACUUGCUGCUAAAUUCUCAAUGUAUUGAUUCAAUCAAUAAAAAUCAGAUGUUACCUAUA
Messenger RNA from Chinchilla lanigera (long-tailed chinchilla), 2375 nucleotides. It is a transcript of the gene Stk33, whose product is annotated as serine/threonine kinase 33. The coding region runs from base 190 to 1740 and encodes 516 amino acids. The transcript has 12 exons. The record is from RefSeq and is a predicted model, not a curated record. Gene Ontology annotation, biological process: protein phosphorylation; mitotic DNA damage checkpoint signaling. Gene Ontology annotation, cellular component: nucleus; cytoplasm. Lineage: Eukaryota; Metazoa; Chordata; Mammalia; Rodentia; Chinchillidae. Gene Ontology annotation, molecular function: ATP binding; protein serine/threonine kinase activity.